This is a messenger RNA of Ostrea edulis (European flat oyster), 2019 nucleotides long. RefSeq lists its product as uncharacterized. The transcript has 5 exons. The record is from RefSeq and is a predicted model, not a curated record. Gene Ontology annotation, biological process: biological process involved in interspecies interaction between organisms. Lineage: Eukaryota; Metazoa; Mollusca; Bivalvia; Ostreida; Ostreidae. Bases 16 to 984 code for a protein of 322 amino acids. Gene Ontology annotation, cellular component: external side of plasma membrane. Gene Ontology annotation, molecular function: carbohydrate binding.
AUCAAAUACUUUGAAAUGAGUAUCAACGUGAAGAACAUUCAUAUCCUGGUGAUCAUGUUUGUCAUUGUGCAGGGAGUAGAAUCUAUAGAUAACUGUUCACAUUUGCUAUUAGAGACUAUCUACCAAAGUGAAAGAUGUUACUGGAAAAGUGGACGUCUCCUUAAUUUCACAGAAUCACAGAAAAUAUGUCAAUCUGAUGGAGGAAUAUUGGCAGAAAUUCCCGAUAGCAGCACAGAGGACGCAGUAAAACAAAAGUGGUUAGCUGUCAUCGGAAACUACUGGAUAGGGAUCCACGACAUGUAUGCGGAGAACGCAUUUGUAAACAUGUUAAAUGAAUCCAUUACCUACACGAAUUGGGAUUUCGAUCAGCCGAACAAUGUGAAUGAUAUCUACAAAAAUGCCGAUUGUGUAUUGGUGAGAAGUACUGGAUGGAUUGACACCAUGUGUGGCCUCGAAUAUGGAGCAGUGUGUUCCAAAGCGAUAAUGCCCAAGAUGGAGACAACAAAUGUACCAACAACAACAUCAGAGACAACGACAAUAGUAACAACAUCAACAGCCGUGCCAACAACACAACGAAUAUCUCUGGUGUCCAACAACGAAGCACAAAUGACCACAACAGUCCCACAAGCUCGAACAUCACUCGCUACAACAUCAAGUGUUGAAAUUACACCUACAGGUACGGCUUUAGAGUGUGUAUGUCUGUGUACCAGAAUGGACAAUGUCAUCAUCAUUGCGAACGAAACUCAGCUGAAAAUGAAGAUAGAAGCCAUGAAGAAGGCUCUUUUUGUGAACAAAACCCUGCUAUCUAGCUCGUUACGGCGGAGGAUUUCUGCCUCAGACUCACGAAUAUCCGCUGCCAUCAUUGGAACUACCUUAGGAGUAACAAUCAUUGUACUCGUCAUGGUUCUUAUCAUCGUAAGCGAUGCUCGUCAUUUGUACAACGAUUUCAAAAACGGGAUUUGUAGGUGUAGCUCUGACGAAUGAGGAAAAUUUAAAUACCCAAGGAAUGUCAAAAACACUUAUGACAAAAUGAAUGGGUUGAUAUAUAUGUUUGGCUUAGUUUGGUGGCAAUAAGUACAUAUAUAAAAUUCCUUAAAAGGGUGUGGGACUGUUUUAAACUGAGAACUCUACUCAUUGUACUAAUAAAAACUGUAACAUAGAUAAGUUUUCAGGAGUUCUGAAAAAUGUUUGUAGAAAGUGUCAUUGAUUUCAGGAUGUGGAUGAAAAUACUGCAAUGCACUCGACAAAGUUUAAAUGUCAAGUGAAGUCCAUAGCUGAUGUUUUUCAUAACUACGUAUAUAAUAGUUGUAAUGUUGCCGGUCUUAAAGUGUAUUUCAUUGUUUAACAUUUAAAAGUUUGUAUACUACCCGGUAAUAUUACCAAAAACUUAUUCUAACACACUGUGUAAGAAAUAAAAAAAGUAUUUUCAGGUUUGUUUUGGUGAGAGAGCAAAAUAUUGAGAAAUAAUCGAUCGGUCGUUUGGUGGACCUGUGUGACGAAGGGAAGCCUCAUUAUAUGCAGGGUAAGAGGGAUCGUGCUGGAAUUAAAACUCCAUAGAAAUUAAUUAUGGUCAUCAUAACGAUCUAAUUUACAAACACAAUAUGUCAUUAGGUAGAAUGCUGCCUGACUUGUUUCAUUUUAAUUGUUAAGCCUUUCUUUACACACUGAUUUUGUCUACGUAUUACUCCGUUUAUCUGAUUGAAGAUACAUGUAUAGGGCUUACAACGCCUGUGACUGGUCAAUGGGGGGUACUUGUUCUUCUAGGAGCCUGGUCCCACCUCUGGGAUCGUGUCCAGGGGGUCGGGUUCACCAUCCUCUUAAUCAUGUAUUUUUAUAGGAAUUACUGGGGGUAUGAAAUUAAAUGUUGUUGGUUAUGUUAGCUUUUUCGUCAUUUACAUAAAUUAUGAGUGUAAUUGUCUAUACUAAAUGAUACUUGUAAUAUAAACACUACAUACGUGGUAACCCUAUGAUUAUCAAUAGGUAUUUAACGAAGUUGUAUCAGCACUAAAUAAAAUGCUU